GGAGCGAUCGCUGGGCUCAGGCCCGGCAGCAGGAAGUGACUCGCAGCCGCUGCGGGGACUCUGGCUCCAGGCUCCUGGCGAGAUCCCCGAGCCCCGGCGGCUGGUGCUGGGAGCCCGGAGCCCGGGCUGCAGCCGGGAGAGGGGAAUCUCCAGCAGGGCCCUUCCCGCUGCUCCCCAGGAGCCUCUCCCAGGGCAGAGCCCCCAGCCCGGCCAGGCCCCUUCCCGGCCCGGCCCCUGCCCCAGGGGGCCCCGCUCGGAGGGAAGGCUGAGGAAUCACGUCCACCUUUUGCUUCAGAUGGGCCCGUCUUCCAGGAGACAGGGAAGGGAAAUGUCUGUGAUGGAGCCAGCUCAGAUGCCGGUGACCUUCGAGGAGGUGGCUGUGUAUUUCACCCAGGGGCAGAGCGCACUCCUGGAACCCGCUCAGAGGGCCCUCUACAGGGACGUCAUGCAGGAGAACUACGAGACGGUGACCUCGCUGGGAUUCCCCCUUCCCAAACCUGAGCUGAUCACCCGGCUGGAAGGAGGGGAAGAGCCAUGGGUGCCCGAUCUCCGGGACUGCAAAGAAAGAAGGCUUCCGAGAUACACCCGUACAGGUGCUGAGCGAGGGAGUGAGAAUGAGGAGGGGAAUCAUCAUGAGGAAGUUCCCGGGGAAGUGGAACUGCAGAGGACCUUUGUGGGAAGAGCUGAAGGGAAUUUUUCCCAGUGCUUGGAGCAGGAAAAGGCCUGGGGAAACUGGCAGAGGUCAGAGAGGCUUCUGGAACACCAUCCAGGGAAGAGAGUGGAUGAAUCUAUUACCGGUGGGGAAGGAAACAAGGAUCCCAGAGCACAGCAGACAAAUCCCAAGGAAGAGACAGACGGGCACGACCCUCAGUGUGGGAAAGAAUACAUUGUGAGAUCACAGCUUGUGACACAUCGGACAAUCUGUACUGGAGAGAAACCCUUUCAUUGCUUGGACGAUGGGGAAAUCUUCAAUAAGCUCUCAGAUCUUAAUAACCAUGGGAGCAGCCACACUGGAGAGAAAACCUGUCAAUCCCUCGAAUGCGGGGAAUGUUUCAUUUCGAAGACACAAAUAAUUAGACAUCAGGCAAUCCACACAGGAGAGAGACCCCACAAGUGCUUUGACUGUGGGAAAAGUUUCAUAAGAAGGUCACACCUAGUUCGUCAUCAGGCUAUCCACACAGGAGAAAGACCGCACAAGUGCUUUGACUGUGGGAAAAGUUUCAUAAGAAGGUCACACCUUGUUAAACAUGAGGCAUCACAUACAGGAGCGAGACCGCAUAAGUGCUUGGACUGUGGGAAAAGUUUCAUACAAAGGUCAGUCCUUGUUCAACAUCAGGCAAUCCACACAGGAGAAAGACCCCACAAGUGCUUGGACUGUGGGAAAAGUUUCAUAAGAAAGUCAAACCUUGUUAAACAUCAGGCACUCCACACAGGAGAGAGACCCCACAAGUGCUUGGACUGUGGGAAAAGUUUCAUAAGAAGGUCACACCUUGUUAAACAUCAGGCAUUACACACAGGAGUGAGACCCCAUAAGUGCUUGGACUGUGUCAAAAGUUUCAUACAAAGGUCAGACCUUGUUAAUCAUCAGGCAUUACACACAGGAGAAAGACCUCACAAGUGCUUGGACUGUGGGAAAAGUUUCAUAAGAAAGUCAAAUCUUGUUCAACAUCAGGCAAUCCACACAGGAGAGAGACCCCACAAGUGCUUGGACUGUGGGAAAUGUUUCAAAGUGAGGUCAAACCUUGUUCACCAUCAGGCAAUCCACAGAGGAGCAAGACCCCACAAGUGUUUGGACUGUGGGAAAAGUUUCAUAUGGAGGUCUGACCUCAUUAAACAUGGAAGAAUCCACACAGGAUCUAAACUUCUGUGACACAUGGCAAGAAAGGGUUAAGCAACUUGCAUGUAACUUACUCAGAGAGAGUGUCCACUUUAGAUAAGCUAGAAUUUGAAAUGUAAAUGUGUAUUUUUAAAGACUUGGAAGAAGAGGGCAAGUCAUGUCUGAGUAACCUAAUUGCCUUCUAUGACGAGAUAACUGGCUCUGUGGAUGAGGGAAAAGCAAUGAAUCUGUUAUUACUUGAUUUUAGCAAAGCUGUUGAUAUGAUCUCCUACAGUAUUCUUGCCAGCAAGUUAAAGAAGUAUGGGCUGGAUGAAUGGACUAUAAGGUGGGUAGAAUGCUGGCUAGAUCGACAGGCUCAAGGGGUAGUGAUUAAUGGCUCCAUGCCUAGUUGGCAGCCGGUAUCAAGCGGAGUGCCCCAGGGGUCAGUCCUGGAGCUGGUUUUGUUAAGUAUCUUCAUUAAUGAUCUGGAGGAUGACGUGGACUGCACACUCAGCAAGUUUGCAGAUGACUCUAAACUGGGAGGAGUGGUAGAUACUCUGGAGGGUAGGGAUAGGAUACAGAGGGACGUACACAAAUUAGAGGAUUGGGUCAAAAUACAUCUGAUGAGGUUCAACAAGGACAAGUGCAGAGUCCUGCACUUAUGAUGAAAGAAUACAAUUCACUGCUACAAACUAGGGACCGAAUGGCUAGGCAGCAGUUCUGCAGAAAAGGACCUGGGAUUACAGUGGAUCAGAAGCUGGAUAUAAGUCAACAGUGUGCCCUUGUUGCCAAGAAGGCUAACGGUAUUUUGGUCUGCACAAGUAGGGGCAUUGCCAGCAGAUCGAGGGAUAUGAUCAUUCCCCUCUAUUCAACAUUGGUGAGGCCUCAUCUGGAGUAUUGUGUUCAGUUUUGGGCCCCACACUACAAGAAGGAUGUGGAAAAAUUGGAAAGAGUCCAGCGGAGGACAACAAAAAUGAUUGGGGGGUGGAGCACAUGACUUAUGAGGAGAGGCUGAGAGAACGGGGAUUGUUUAGUCUACAGAAGAGAGGAAUGAUGCGGUAUUUGGUAGCUGUUUUCAACUACCUGAAAUUGGGUUCCAAAGAGGAUGGAUCUAGACUGUUCUCAAGGGUACCAGAUCACAGAACAAGGAGUAAUGGUCUCCAGUUGCAGUGGGGAAAGUUUAGGUUGGAUAUUAGGAGAAACUUUUUCACUAGGAGGGUGGUGAAGCACUGAAAUGAGUUACCUAGGGAGGUGGUGGAAUCUCCUUCCUUAGAGGUUUUUAAAGUCAGGCUUGACAAAGCCCUGGCUGGGAUGAUUUAGUUGGGGAUUGGUCCCGCUUUAAGCAGGAGAUUGGACUAGAUGACCUCCUGAGGUCUCUUCCAACCCUGAUAUUCUAUGAUUCUGAGAGGGGUAACUGUAGUUGUCUAUAUUUAGCUAUCGAAAGGGUUCCUGUCUUCUGUUAAUUCAGGGAUCAAUAAUUCAGCGAUUAUACCCGUUGCCCAUGCCACCUGCCCAAUUCCAGCUCAGUCUCAUUGAAUUCGCUGGGGGUAGUGGUUGAAGGAUGGAGGGAAUGUUUAUAGCUGAAAUCACCAAAAUGUGUUUUGCAACGUUAAUGUUAAUCGGAUCUGUUCCGCUCUCCUUCUCGGACAUUUUCUGUGUGGAUCCCGGAGACGGAAAGGAUCAGGUGUUACCAUCUUGGCUACCAAUCCCCACAGUGACUCUAUGCACUAACAAUUCUCAGAGUGUGGGCAGAGUCUCCCAAUGGAGGCACAGGAAUGUGUCAAGGGAGGCGUGAUCAGUGUGGGUUGUUUGGUUUUUUUUUAAAGAGCACUGGUUGUCGGGCCGAGUUGGCUGGGGCUCAUGAAGAAGGAACAGGCCUAGCUGGGAGUUGGGGAUCAAUGCUCAGGCUCUCAAACCCAGGUGGAGCAGCAGCACAGAAGUAGGGGUGUCAGUGGGGUGAUAGGUCUGCUGUGAACAGCGAUAUUGUUGAAUAUCACUUUUCACGUGGCCACCCUAACUUCUGUGCUGCUAUUGGAGACCUUCAGAGCUGUGCACAGCGCCAGCAACUACUCUGCCUUUAGAGCUAGGUGGUAAGAUAUGUGCUUUUAAGGGUGGGGGCCUAUAUAACCACAGAGACAAAGAAUGGAGGGACAAUGAAACACAUCUGAGAACCACUGGUCUACACUAUUAUGGGCACCACGUUUACAAAAUGAUAAAUCUUCUCCAAAGUACGUCUUGUGAGGUAUCAUAGGAAAAGUCAUUGCCUGCUGAAUAUUAAUGUCCCAUUAAAAUGUGUCUAUCAGCACUGUCCAUGGAGCUCUGAGAGUUUGCUGUAUGUUUGUUACAUGCUGUAAAGCUGGAAAACGCCCACAGAUGAGCUCCUCAGAGACAAUGGCACCUGCACACCAGCUAAGUGGCCAGUAAUUGUUUAGGGUAUGUCUACACUAUGAAAUUAGGUUGAAUUUAUAGAAGACGGUGUGACGUUGUGCAGUCUAUAUUGUUUUAUAAAAAUAUAAGUGAAUGUAAUGUAUCUGGGAUAUGCUUCAUGCAAAAGGUCUCUUGUAAGGUAUCAUUAUAAAGCUCAUAAUCUACUGAGUGUGAUCAUCCUAUUUGUAGAAAUGUACCACUCUUGUAUCUAAAACUAGAAGUAUAAGACAUAACUCUGAGGGCCUAUUGUAAUUGUGUAAAGUGUGGACCAUUAAUGAUGGUUUGGAAUCUUGAUGACUCCCAUUGUCUGCAGAUGGCUGUAUUUACCUGUGAGUCUUCCUUUAUAUGUGUGUGCUGGCAAGUGAGUAAUGAAGUCUUGCAGUGACAUGUCAUCAUGUCACCUGAACUGGAAUCCAUCUUUAACCAGGUUCUUUUCCAGUGGGGGGGGGGGGGGGGGGUGGAAACCCAGAGGGACAAAGGGUUCCCGCCUUAUGCAAAAGAUAUAUAAAGGGGUGGAAGAGAAGAGAGGGGGAGAGGAGCCAUCAUGAAGAAUCCCCUAGCUAUCACCUGAGCUGCAACAAGAGCUGUACCAGGGGAAAGAAUUGUGCCCAGGCCUGGAAGGUGUCCAGUCUGAGAAAAAACUUACUGAACCAUCUCUGAGGGUGAGAUUAUCUGUAUUUAGUUUGAUUAGACAUAGAUUUGCGCAUUUUAUGUUAUUUUGCUUGGUGACUUACUUUGUUUUGUCUGUUACUACUUGGAACCACUUAAAUCCUACUGUCUGUAUUUAAUAAAAUUACUUUUUAUUUA
This is a messenger RNA of Malaclemys terrapin pileata, 5050 nucleotides long. RefSeq names its product zinc finger protein 436-like. Gene Ontology annotation, molecular function: RNA polymerase II cis-regulatory region sequence-specific DNA binding; DNA-binding transcription factor activity. The record is from RefSeq and is a predicted model, not a curated record. NCBI's taxonomy places the organism in Eukaryota, Metazoa, Chordata, Testudines, Emydidae. The coding region runs from base 296 to 1870 and encodes 524 amino acids. The transcript has 5 exons. Gene Ontology annotation, biological process: regulation of transcription by RNA polymerase II.